GGUAACUGGAUAAAUUUGGAGGGGACAAGAUGAAAAACAUACUUGGCUCGUCAACCUCUGAUGUAUUAAUGUCAUCUCAGUGUCCCCAUGUGAAAGUAAAAGUAACUUUCUGCCUUGACUUCAGGUGAGACUAUGCACGGAUUGCCAUGAGGGCUCUGUGUCGUACAUCCUUCCAGCUAUGGCACAAUCAAGUCACAAGGCAGAGCUCUGUGUCUGAGCAUCAUGGGGUGCCUGGAAUGAACGUCUUUGCAUCACCUACACACAGGAGAUAAAGCCUCAAGUCUAUGCUGAGAUGCUGCACAGUGUGUUGUGGUGUUCGGGGCGGUGGAUCUCCCAGAGAGAAGAGCUUCUUGCCGACCUCUCAGUGGUAUUCAGAGGCAGUGAUCCAGAUGGCCAGAGCAAUACGGCGCAUAGAGCCGUGGAAGAUCGCAGUCAUUGUUGUGUCGGUGAUAGUAGGCUUAGCCCUUAUCAUUGGCUUGAUUACAUUUCUUUUGUGCCACGAUCAAGACAGAUAUUACAAUGCAUCUUUCCUAAUCACCAAUGUCGACUACAAUCCUCAGUAUGAAAGGCAAACUACAGAUGAGUUCAGGAACCUAAGUGAAGAUAUUGAAACCAUGAUCUAUGAAAUAUUCAGGGGCUCCUUUCUAAGUAGAAGAUACAUCAGGUCCCACGUGGUCAGUCUACGCCCAGAUCCUGUUGGAGUGCUUGCAUCUGUUGUUCUGGUAUUUAAAUUUCCCUCUGCUGACAGUGAAGCAACGACCUGGGGUCAAGUCAACCGUGUGUUACUCAGAAGGCUGAAAGCAACCUCGACGUACCUGGAUGUUGACCAGUCUACCAUUAGACUCACAGAGUUGAACAAGGAAAAGGGAGACAACCUUUUAAACAACUGCUGUGGAAUACGAAGACAGGCGUUCUCCUUCACAGGAGUGGAAAGAAUAACAGGUGGGCAGCGUGCACGGGAGGGAGAAUGGCCAUGGCAGGCGAGUAUUCAGCUCGACGGGACCCAUCGCUGUGGUGCAUCAAUCAUCAGUAACACCUGGCUGGUGACGGCAGCCCACUGCUUUAGAGGAGUAAGAGAUCCUCGGAGGUGGACUGCCAGCUUUGGAAUUCUGCUGAGACCUCCAAAACAGAAAAAAUUUGUCCGGAGAAUUAUUGUUCACGAGGGAUACGGCGACCAUUUCCUUGAUCAUGAAUAUGACGUGGCUGUUGUGGAACUUGCCUCUGCUAUUGAGUUCACAAGUGAUGUGCACAGUGUCUGCCUUCCUGAAGCAUCUCACAUUUUCCCAGACAACACUUCCUGUUUUGUCACUGGCUGGGGAGCUUUGGAGAAUGAUGGCAAUAGUGUUAAUCAGCUUCGACAAGCAGAAGUGAGAAUUAUAAGUACUGAGGUUUGUAAUAGGCGACGAGUGUACGGUGGAGCGAUCACACCUGGAAUGUUGUGUGCUGGAUACUUGGAGGGGCAGGUGGAUGCUUGCCAGGGUGACUCUGGUGGGCCCCUGGUGCAUGCGAAUUCCAGAGGAAUCUGGUAUCUUGUGGGAAUAGUGAGCUGGGGAGAUGAAUGUGGCAAGCCAAAUAAACCAGGAGUAUACACACGAGUGACUUACUAUCGAAACUGGAUCCACUCCAAAACGGGCAUCUGAAACCUGGAGCAAGUUAAGUUUUGUGGGCUGUGUACAGCUAUUCCUCUGACACAUCCUGCUCUGUGGUCACCCUCUAAGCAGCCGCUGGCUUAGCUUGUGGUCAUAUAUGAAGUACCUGUAAGCUUGGAGCAGUCUCGGACUUGAAACUGGUUUGGCCUACAGCCAGACAGGAAUAGACUUGAUCCAUGUGCCAUUUGUUUGUUCAGGAAGUAGUCUGUCAGAGGCACAACUGCCUUUGUCUAUAUGCAAUAUAUUGACCUUUUUUUCUCGAUGGCCACAUGUCUUGGCCCCAGCUUUUAUACCCAAGCCAAGUGUUUGAACCCAAACAAUCAUCAACCAGCCUCCAAGACAAGCUAUAACUGAAACCUGGCCCAUUCAUUUGCUGUGUGCUCACAAGGCACUAUCUAUCCACAGACAAGCUACAAUCCAGACCCUGACUCCAAAGGCUGCUGUACUUCUGAAUUCUUGACCUUUGUCCUGCAUCAUUCCAGGAACUGCACUAUAAUGAAGAAUGGAAGAUGGCUCACAGAAGUCCUGGUUCCCAAUAUCACAUUGGACUAUUACUUAAGUGAAUAGAGAACUUUUCCUUGCCUGAGAAAGAAAUUAGUGGGGAACACCAGCUUGUGUCCACUUUCUUUGAACAAGUGAAUGUAUGCCUGCUGAUACAAACAGUGUCUACCACAGCAUUUG
Molecule: messenger RNA, 2330 nt
Organism: Hirundo rustica (Barn swallow)
Lineage: Eukaryota; Metazoa; Chordata; Aves; Passeriformes; Hirundinidae
Product: transmembrane protease serine 11F-like
Exons: 12
Coding region: 285-1640 (451 amino acids)
Biological process (GO): proteolysis
Cellular component (GO): extracellular region; plasma membrane
Molecular function (GO): serine-type endopeptidase activity
Source: RefSeq, a predicted model, not a curated record